CGCUGCUCCAUUCUCCGUUUCGAGGUGGGCACCGACCGCUAUUUACCUGGUGAAGGGAGGCCGCCCGGUGUUGGGUGGGGGCGUCUGGUGUGUUGGCGCUGUUGCAUGUGUGCGGGUUGAGUUAUAUUUAUGUUCCUGAUGUCAAUAUGUGACUGCAAUAAAUGAUGUACUGAGGCUGCAUGAGACUUCUCAGGGGAUCAGAAAUGGAGUCUAAGACUGACAGUCCGCCUGUCUGGGGCACAUCAUCUGAACAGGAUCAGACUCCGACUCAGGUACAUUUUGUUCCAGAAAACAGUGCUGUUGCUCAGAUUGUUUACACAGAUGAACAGGAUCGACCACCUCAACAAGUGGUUUAUGCAGCAGAUGGAACAUCCUACACUUCAGUGGAUGGGGCAGAACAUACCCUGGUGUAUAUUCAUCAGGCUGAUGGGACACAGGCUGUUUUCACCGAUCAGUCCCAAGUAGCAUAUAUCCAACAGGACACAACCACUCAGCAGGUAACAGUUCUUUUGCCCACCAGCCAGAAUGUAUCUGGUGCCAAUCUGGCAGUUCUUGGCAGUGUGACUGAGACCCAGCAGCCAAUACCGGUGGAAAACAAUUCUCAGUCACAUUUGUCCACACUAAAUCAUGGUAUUCCUCAGGUAACUGAGGUCAGUAACUCUGUGCAGCAAACACCAGACACAUUGGACACAGCUGAACAUGACCUGGACACAGAGGAGGAUGAAGAUGAAGACGAGGAAGAGGAGGAUGCGGACUCAUCUGAUAUGGAGGAUUGGGAGCCGGGUCCUCUUCGGCCCUUUAAUCCAUGUGAUUUAUGGUGUGAGGAUUGUAACACUGCACACCCCGGUGCAUGCCCCAAGCAUGGUACUCUGCACUGUAUUCCCAAUCGGCCUGUCCUGAGCAGGGCCAGGGCCAGCCUGCCGCUUAUUCUGUACAUCAAUCGGUUUGCUGGUGGAAUUUUCUCUAAGAGGCGCAUUCCAAAACGUACACAGUUCGGUCCUGUCGAAGGGCCAUUAGUUAAACGGUCGGAGCUCUCUGAUGAUUAUAUUCAUUUAAAGGUUGCUAUGGGGGUAGGAAGGGAUGAAUCGAAAGAUGGAGAGAAAUCUGGGGAUUUGUGGUUUGAUCUGUCUGAUGAGAACAUGUGCAACUGGAUGAUGUUUGUACGUCGAGCUCAGAACCACUUGGAACAGAACCUGGUGGUUUACCAAUAUGGCAAGAACCUCUACUUUACCACCAUCAAACAUAUUGAGCCAAAACAAGAACUCAAGGUGUGGUAUGCAGCAUCCUAUGCAGAUUUUGUGGAGCAGAAGAUCCAUGAUAUAUCAGAAGAGGAACGGAAAGUUCUACGAGACCAGGAAAAAAACUGGCCAUGCUAUGAGUGUAAUCGUCGUUUUACCAGCUCAGAGCAGCUUCAGCAACAUCUCAACAUGCAUGAUGAAAAGCUGGACUUCUUCAGCAGGUCAAAGAGCAGAAGUCGUGGCCGAGGCAGAAGGCGCUUCGGCUCAGGGAGGCGACCUGGGCGCCCACCAAAGUUUCACAGACAAGAUUCAACGGUAGAUCAGAGUGAGGCAUUACAGCUCGCUGUGAAGCGGCGCCUUGAAGACACAGAUGAACCUGUGGCUAAUGGAAUGGAUCAAGAGGAAGACUCGUCAAAUAGCUUAGAGCAGCCAGAAAAUGAUUCAAGUAUUGCUAAUAACAAAACAACCACUGGCCCUGGGGAGGAAGUGCGGCGCAACAAACGCAUACGGAAUGCUGCUCUCCACCAUCUCUUUAUACGUAAAACUUUUCGACCAUUUAAAUGCCUUCACUGUGGGAAAGCAUUUCGGGAGAAAGAGAAGUUGGAUCAGCACCUGCAUUUCCAUGGGCGGGAGGGCAACUACCCACUGACCUGUGAUAUCUGUAACAAAGGCUUCAUAAACAGUUCAGCACGUGAUUCACACAUGAAGUUCCACUCUGAUCAGAAAAGCUACUCCUGUAUUUUCUGUACAGAAUCUUUUGAUAGGCUGGAUCUCCUCAAAGAACACGUUGCAGUUCAUGUUACUAACGGCUGUUUCACCUGUCCCUCCUGUAAAAAACAAUUUCCAGACUUUAUCCAGAUAAAGAAGCACAUUCGAAGCUUCCACUCUGAGAAGAUUUACCAGUGUACAGAAUGUGACAAAGCCUUCUGCCGGCCGGACAAGCUUCGACUACAUAUGCUGCGGCACUCUGAUCGGAAGGACUUUCUCUGCUCCACCUGUGGCAAGCAGUUCAAAGUAAGUGGUUGUCCUGUACUGCCAUCAACAGCUGCCAUUGCUAAUUGUACAAAUGAUGGCGUUUCUCUAAGCCCGAAAGGGGUUGCAAGCCCCGUUUCGGUGGCUGAAGUUGCAGCCCAGACUCCCAUCUCGCCAGUUUCACUGGCAGCCGCGUGA
This is a messenger RNA of Mobula hypostoma (lesser devil ray), 2408 nucleotides long. It is a transcript of the gene prdm10, whose product is annotated as PR domain containing 10. Gene Ontology annotation, molecular function: protein binding. The coding region runs from base 180 to 2408 and encodes 742 amino acids. The transcript has 15 exons. Gene Ontology annotation, cellular component: nucleus. Gene Ontology annotation, biological process: positive regulation of transcription by RNA polymerase II. The record is from RefSeq and is a predicted model, not a curated record. NCBI's taxonomy places the organism in Eukaryota, Metazoa, Chordata, Chondrichthyes, Myliobatiformes, Myliobatidae.